AUGGAGCCGAGGCUAAUUGUAAAUGAUCUAAGGAUUCAUUGUUUCUCAGCAGUCUAUUUUCAGCAGUGUUCUGACAAGUUGCUACUUCCGCUACUACCUCCAAGUGAUUCUGACAAAAAGUGCCUUAUCAUUGAUCUUGAUGAAACACUAGUGCAUUCUUCGUUUAAGCCGGUGGAAAAUCCUGAUUUUGUUAUUCCUGUGGAUAUUGAUAACGUAACCCAUCAAGUGUAUGUCUUGAAAAGGCCAUAUGUUGAUGAGUUUCUAGAAAAGAUUGGCGAUAAAUUUGAAUGUGUUUUGUUCACGGCAAGUCUUGCAAAGUACGCCGAUCCUGUUGCUGAUCUCCUUGACAAACGAGGCGUUUUCCGGACUCGUCUUUUUAGGGAAUCGUGCGUUUUUCACAAAGGGAAUUACGUCAAGGAUUUAACAAGGCUCGGAAGAGAUUUAAGGAAAAUAAUUAUUGUCGAUAAUUCACCGGCUAGUUACGCUUUUCAUCCAGACAAUGCUAUCGCUGUACCCUCAUGGUUUGACGACAUGAAUGAUGAGGAGUUGCUUGCAAUAAUUCCUUUGUUGGAGCGAUUGGCUGAAGCAGAUAGUAUAUACUCUGUGCUUCGUAAUUGUAAUGAAGAUCUUAGAAGCCGUAGUUUGCUGGAGUCACCAGGCGAUGUAGUUCGUUCUUAG
Molecule: messenger RNA, 678 nt
Organism: Enterobius vermicularis (human pinworm)
Lineage: Eukaryota; Metazoa; Nematoda; Chromadorea; Rhabditida; Oxyuridae
Source: the annotation of a GenBank genome assembly